AUGUUAAAUAGAGUUGAGGCUAUGAACCCCUUCAACCUUUCAGCGUACCCCAUGUCUUAUCCACCACCCUCACGGCAAGCACCUCCAGAAUUUCGUCCCGUUACACAAGACCGUCGCGAGCGAUAUUUUGACGACAACCAAUAUCAACAAGACCAGCAACGCUCUCAACAAUUCGAACCACUCAACCCUCCUCCACAAAAUCCAAAUCAAUUUGUAUCACCCGUCCGAUACGCGUCGUUGACCGGAGAGAAGGAACCUUCACCUUUCCCAUUCCGUUUGGAUCGCGUUAGACAUUCUUCAUUAACUAAUAACGGAGGACAAGCCCCUUAUUAUCAUCAAAGAAUGUCCCCACCACCCCCGAUGAUGACAGUCCACAGAGACCCAUACGAACAACCAUUUGAAUAUCUUCCACACCAACGAACGUCGUUACCUUAUGGCGAUAGACCAAUGACUUCAUUAAGACCAAUCUCGCCAGACUUUUACUCGAGAGGGUCGUACGAUCGGAACUCACAACGACUCUACCCGGGUGACAUUCCAAUCAAAAACGAGUUUGAUUCAUACGCAUACACCUCCACAAAACCAACACGAAUGAGUAUGUCGGAGGAGUCCGAAAGUCGGUCGUAUUCGGCGCCAAUCAAAACUGCGGUGCCCCGUGUUGUUCCCGACAAAGACGUGUUGAUGACACCAGAGUACGUUGGAAGGAAAGAAUUCGCGACAAUGGAAGACGCUGUUGCUGUACUAACACAGUGGGCAGAGUCUCAAAAUGUGACACUUCGAAAGGGGAGCGGCAACAACAAAACAAUGAAAGACGGGACAAAAAAGAAAAUCGUGUUAGUGUGUCAGUGCUCUGGGAAGUAUCGGAGCUGCUCGUAUUCUCCCCGCGGGGGCUCUGCGUCGAACUCGAGCUGUGAAGAUGCCUCGGCACCUGCAAAAACACCGAAGAAACGACGAAGCAAAAAGACGGAGUGCCCGUUCCGAAUCAAUCUCAACUACAGGGCGAAUAGCAACACGUGGAACAUCACUAAAAUGAUUCUACAACACAACCACCCAUGA
Entamoeba invadens IP1 is the source of this 1053-nucleotide messenger RNA. RefSeq lists its product as hypothetical. Bases 1 to 1053 code for a protein of 350 amino acids. Gene Ontology annotation, molecular function: DNA-binding transcription factor activity, RNA polymerase II-specific. NCBI's taxonomy places the organism in Eukaryota, Evosea, Mastigamoebida, Endamoebidae. The transcript has a single exon. The record is from RefSeq and is a predicted model, not a curated record.